Carlito syrichta (Philippine tarsier) is the source of this 972-nucleotide messenger RNA. It is a transcript of the gene ASB11, whose product is annotated as ankyrin repeat and SOCS box containing 11. Gene Ontology annotation, molecular function: protein binding. The transcript is spliced from 7 exons. The record is from RefSeq and is a predicted model, not a curated record. Bases 1 to 972 code for a protein of 323 amino acids. Lineage: Eukaryota; Metazoa; Chordata; Mammalia; Primates; Tarsiidae. Gene Ontology annotation, biological process: positive regulation of protein catabolic process; intracellular signal transduction; protein ubiquitination.
AUGGAAGAUGGUCCUGUUUUCUAUGGCUUUAAAAACAUUUUUAUUACAAUGUUUGCUACCUUUUUUUUCUUUAAGCUUUUAAUUAAAGUUUUUUUGGCUCUCCUAACCCAUUUCUAUAUCGUCAAAGGAAAUAGAAAAGAAGCAGCUAGGAUAGCAGAAGAGAUCUAUGGUGGAAUUUCAGACUGCUGGGCUGAUCGAUCCCCACUUCAUGAAGCUGCGGCUCAGGGGCGCUUAUUGGCCCUUAAAACUUUAAUUGCACAAGGUGUCAAUGUGAACCUUGUGACAAUUAAUCGGGUUUCUUCUCUCCAUGAAGCAUGCCUUGGAGGUCACGUGGCCUGUGCUAAAGCCUUAUUGGAAAAUGGUGCACACGUCAAUGGAGUGACAGUUCAUGGAGCCACGCCCCUCUUCAAUGCUUGCUGCAGUGGCAGUGCUGCAUGUGUCAACGUUCUGCUGGAGUUUGGAGCCAAGGCCCAGUUCGAAGUACAUCUGGCUUCCCCCAUCCAUGAGGCAGUGAAGAGAGGUCACAGAGAGUGCAUGGAGAUUCUGCUGGCAAAUAAUGUUGACAUUGACCAAGAAGUGCCUCAACUUGGAACUCCUCUGUAUGUGGCCUGCACCUACCAGAGGGUAGACUGUGUGAAGAAACUUCUAGAAUUGGGAGCCAGUGUGGACCACGGCCAAUGGCUGGACGCCCCCCUCCAUGCCGCAGCAAGGCAAACCAGUGUGGAAGUCAUCCACCUGCUAACUGACUAUGGGGCUAGUCUGAAGCACAGAAAUGCUCAGGGCAAAAGUGCCCUUGACCUGGCGGCUCCGAAAAGCCCCGUGGAGCAGGCGCUCCUGCUCCGUGAAGGCCCGCCUACUCUUUCCCAGCUCUGCCGCCUGUGUGUCCGGAAGUGCCUGGGUCGAAUAUGUCAUCAAGUCAUCCACAAGCUGUGUCUACCGGAGCCACUCGAAAAAUUUCUCCUAUAUCAAUAG